AUGCCUAACAUCAAGGAAUUCUUUUCCAACACGGAGCGCGGGGAAUUCCCCGAAGUCGUGGUCCCCUUGGCCCGCGGCUCCGCGACCAAAGACGCUGACUCCAGCAGUGGCCUCGACCAGGAAAAGACUGCCAGUGCGACUGCGACUACGACACUGACUAUCGAGGCUCUUAAGGCAGAGAUCGAAGCUGACAUCGGUGCUUCCGGUCAUGACACUGCUUACGAUCGCAAAGCGAAGGUGAUCAACAGAGCCGUCCAGGACAUCGGUAUGGGACGCUACCAAUGGGGCCUGUUCGUUCUCUGUGGAAUGGGUUGGGUUGCAGACAACCUUUGGCUACAGGGUGUUGCUCUAACCCUGACCCCCAUCGCCAUGGAAUUUGGUGUCUCCGAAAAUGAGUCUCGUUUCGCAACUUGUGCCCUCUUCGUGGGUCUGAUUGUCGGUGCUUCCUUCUGGGGAAUUGCGUCCGAUGCCAUUGGACGUCGCCCGGCUUUCAACAUGACUCUUUGCAUUUGCGGUACAUUCGGUCUCGCCGCCGGAGGUGGUCCUAACUGGGUUGGCACAUGUGCGUUGUACGCGUGCUUGGGUCUCGGUGUUGGUGGAAAUCUGCCCGUCGACGCAGCCGUUUUCCUCGAAUGUUUACCUCCCAACUCAACUCAGAUCCUGAGUGGACUGGCCACUUGGUGGUCGGUCGGUACUUUGAUCGCCAGUAUGCUCGCCUGGGCCUAUAUCCCCACCUUCUCUUGUGAAAGCUAUGCCAACUGCACCAAGGCGGACAACUGGGGCUGGAGAUAUCUGGUGCUGACUCUGGGUGCCAUCACCUUUGCCAUGUUCCUGUGCCGAUUCUUCCUCUUCACUCUCUACGAGUCCCCCAAGUUCCUGGUUUCUCGCGGUCGUCAGCACGAGGCGGUCGCUGCAGUCCACGGCAUUGCCCACAAGAACAAGACCACGACCUGGCUCACCGAGGAUAUCCUCAACGAGAUCGGCGGUUACCCCGAGGAGGUCAAGGACAAGCAAGCUUUGUCGACCGGUGAUAUCAUCAAGAGAUCUCUGGAGCGAUUCUCCGUUCAGCAGAUCAAGCCGUUGUUUGCUACCAGACGUCUUGCCAUCUCAACUAUCCUGAUCUGGUUCUGCUGGACCUGUAUCGGAAUGGGCUACACUCUGUUCAACGCCUUCCUGCCUCAAUACCUGAGCGCCAACUCCUCCACCUACAUCACCUACCGCAACUACGCCAUCACAGCCGUCUGUGGUAUUCCCGGCCCCCUCCUCGGCUGGGUCAUGGUUGACAUCAAGUACAUCGGCCGCAAAGGCACCAUGGCCGCAUCCACCCUGAUCACCGGAGUGCUUCUCUUCUGCUUCACAGCCACCAAGGACCCCAACAUCCAGCUCGUGUGCUCCAGUCUGGAAUCCUUCUUCCAGAUGAUCAUGUACGGUGUGCUAUACGCCUACACCCCCGAAGUCUUCCCCGCCCCCAACAGAGGUACUGGAUCCGGAAUUGCCAGCUGCUUGAACCGUAUCGCCGGUCUCAUGGCGCCCAUCAUCGGUAUCUACGCCAGUACCGAUCCCCUUGGCCCCAUCUAUGCGGCUGGUGCUUUGAUUCUGGCUUCAUUUGUCGCUAUGUGUUUCUUGCCCAUCGAGACACAGGGCAAGCAGGCUAUGUAA
Molecule: messenger RNA, 1659 nt
Organism: Penicillium olsonii
Lineage: Eukaryota; Fungi; Ascomycota; Eurotiomycetes; Eurotiales; Aspergillaceae
Source: the annotation of a GenBank genome assembly